AUUUUAUCUAUAGUAUAUAUUCGCAAAUAUAUCCCCUUACAUAUCCUGUAACGCGGACUCCGAAUCGUGUAUCGUACGUAGUGGAUAUUAGUCAGAAUGUUUAUGUGACGACGAUGAUGCGUUCGGUGCGAUAUUAUAGAAUCGGCAAAUGUUGAGCGUCGACAAUGCGGAGAGCAAAGGCCAUUCGUGCGUCGUUGUCCGCGAGCACGACUAGUAUUAGCAGUAGCAUCACCAGUAAUACGACGUCCUGGAAGAAGAAAAAGAAGUCCGCGAGCCACGUCUGAUAUAUUACAUCCUAUAUAUAUAUACAUCAUCGAAGCCGUGUGUACACACCUAUAUGUAACUAUAUAUACAUAUGUUGUAUAUGUGUAAUCCCGACAUCGUCGUCGUCGUCGUCGUCUCUCGUCGCGACCGAGUCCUAUAUCGCUCGUAAAGCAGCGGCGCACAUUAUACACACACCACAAGAGUUAGUGCGAAAGAGAGAGAGACGGGACGGGACGGGCUAGCGUGUGCAGUGCGCGAGGAGAGUGUUGAGAAAAUAUUUGGAGAAAGAUCGAGUCUCGAGAGUCGGUGCUGCGCAUUCUGCAACAUCAUCAUCAGCAUCAGCAUCGUCUCUUUUCAACAUCGCGCGUCUCUCGCGCCCGACUCCUCGAUAUACAGUGCGGUUGAAGCGGCGGCUGUGUACUACAUAGUACUACAAUAUGUAUGUUGCUGAUGCUGCUGCUUCCCUAUCUCGUACAUACAUUUAUAACCAAAUCAUCUUUCUGUAAUGAAUUCAAAGUCUAGAAAAUAUAUCAUUAUUUUCAAAGAUGACAGAAGUAGCACUGAACGAACGUGUUGAGAGCUUGUCCAGAGCACCUGUGAUCGUGUCAGAAACAUUGCAUAAUUAUAAUCAUCCUUCAUCCAACAACAUGUCAAAGUCCACAAAAACAAAUAACAAAGAUGGCAUAAAUGCCAGGCUGCGUCAAUUAGAGGCCCUGUUCGUUGGUGGUCCAGUCCAGGGUGGUAGAAUGGGCCACACUUUUUCAAUCGAAACACUUAUAGAUAUUCUGUUGGUUUUAUACGAUGAAUGCUGCAAUUCUUCUUUGAGGCGUGAAAAAACAGUUUCAGAUUUCAUUGAAUUUGUUAAACCAGUGGCAACGUCCAUAAAAAACUUGCAGCUGGCUCGUGAAGACUUUGAAAUAGUGAAGGUUAUUGGCCGUGGAGCCUUUGGCGAAGUAUGUGUCGUCAAAAUGCGUGGCAGCGACAAAGUCUUCGCCAUGAAAAUCCUCAACAAAUGGGAAAUGUUAAAAAGAGCCGAAACGGCUUGCUUCAGAGAAGAACGUGAUGUACUCGUUUAUGGAGAUCGCAGAUGGAUAACUAAUUUACAUUAUGCCUUCCAGGAUGACAAUAAUUUAUACCUGGUUAUGGACUACUAUUGUGGAGGUGACUUAUUAACUUUACUCAGUAAAUUCGAAGAUAGACUUCCAGAAGACAUGGCUCGUUUCUACAUAGCUGAAAUGGUGUUAGCAAUAGGCUCAAUACACGAUCUAAAAUAUGUGCAUCGAGAUAUAAAACCCGAUAAUGUUUUACUCGAUGCCAAUGGCCACAUAAGACUAGCCGAUUUUGGUUCGUGUUUGAGACUUUUUGAUGACGGUACAGUGCAAAGCAACGUAGCCGUUGGUACGCCAGAUUACAUUUCUCCCGAAAUCCUCCGAGCCAUGGAAGAUGGUCAGGGUAGAUACGGUCCGGAAUGUGAUUGGUGGUCUUUGGGUGUUUGCAUGUACGAAAUGCUAUAUGGGGAAACUCCUUUUUAUGCUGAAUCUCUAGUCGAAACUUAUGGCAAAAUUAUGAAUCACAAGAAUUGCUUUGACUUCCCAACGGAAGAUAUUUAUGAAGUAUCUGAGGAAGCUAAAGAUCUGAUGCGAAAAUUGAUCUGUAGUUCGGAAUUUAGAUUAGGUCAGAAUGGAAUCGACGAUUUCAAGAAACAUCCAUGGUUUCAUGGAGUUGAUUGGGAACAAUUACGAAAUAAUUUACCCCCUUACGUUCCUGAAGUAUCCUCGCCAACGGACACAUCUAAUUUCGAUGUUGAUGAUAACGACGUGCGUAGCUCCGAUGCGGUCCCACCGUCAGCUAACUCAGCUUUUUCUGCUCUACAUCUUCCAUUUGUUGGAUUCAGCUUCACACAAGGAAGCUGUAUAUCGGAGUUGGGUAUGCUACCACAACACUCACAAAAAGAUAAGAGUUUAAAGGAGAAGAUGUUGGAGGAAGAAAAUGCGCAGUUGCUUCAGACGGUAGCCGAGUUGAGGAAUCAAAUAAGCGUUAGUCAUGCGUCAACAACUAUGACCACAGUAUCGCCUGACUCCAACAAUGCGACGCGAAAAUUACAAGACGAAAUAAAUGUUUUGACUAAAAGAAAUUGUGAAUUAGAAUCUCAGCUGAAAUCUUUGGAGGUGCCUCGCGAAUUAAGGGCAAUUGACGGCGGCGACAUGUCAAAAAUCAGAGAAUUGGAGAAUCUCGUUCGAACUCUACGAGCAGAAAAAGAGGAAAUCGUAAAGGAAAAACUCGAUACUCUGGAAAGGUUGAAGCAACAAGACAAAGAAUUGAAGGAUGCGUUAACACAACGUAAAUUAGCAAUGGAAGAGUAUACCGAGGUAACGGAUAAACUGUCCGAACUUCGAUCACAAAAACAAAAGUUAUCACGCCAGGUUCGAGAUAAGGAAGAAGAACUGGAGCAAGCCAUGCAAAAAGUUGACAGUUUACGGGGGGACAUUCGUAAAGCUGAAAAACUGCGACGAGAAUUAGAAGGCAGAAUAGAAGAGGCAAUCGCUGAAACGGGUAAGGAAAGAAAGUUGAGAGAACGCAGUGAAGAAUACUGCAAGCAAAUGCAAGAAGAAACAGAAAAAAUUAGGCAAAGAGCAAGCGGCAACGAUACGAGCGCGAAUCAUGCUAUGGCCACUCAAGAAAUAAAUCGGCUGAAGGCAGAAGUUGAAAAACUUGAAGUUCAGUACAAUGAUAAUCUAAAUCAACAACAAUUAAGAUUUAAUCAAGAAGUUCGUGGACUUCAAGAACAAUUGGCCGAAGCAGAAACUCGCCGUGAGUUACUGGAGCGCGAAGUACAUGUAACAAAAGAAAAAUUAGAUAAUGCCCGAUUAGAAAAUAUAACUGACAGCGAAGAAACAAUUAGCGAACUAAGCCGUCGACAUGAUCGAGAAAGGAUGAUGCUGAUGGAGGAAAAUAAAAAGCUUAUGCUUGAACUUGACUCCUUGAACGACAGCGUCCUUCGAAUUCAAAGCGAGCGCAGAUCGCUUGAAGACGAAUAUGAAGAGCUCAGGAACAAAAAGGAGGCCAUUGCCCAGUGGGAGGCACAAAUUACCGAAAUCAUUCAGUGGGUUUCCGAUGAAAAAGAUGCCAGAGGAUAUCUUCAAGCUCUCGCCACGAAGAUGACGGAAGAAUUAGAAUUCUUGAAACAUUCGGGUGGAGCUGGUAUUGGUAGCAAUGCUAAUAACACGGAAGUCAAGAACUGGCGUAACAGAAGAUCGCAAAAACUCGAUAAGAUGGAACUGCUCAACCUGCAGAGCUCGCUUCAAAGCGAAAUCCAAGCAAAGCAGGCUAUAUCGGAAGAGCUUACAAAAACUCGUUCUGAUCAUAUAGCUGCUCAAAAGGAACUGCUUGAGCUGCGCCAUCGUAUGGAGGGAAUGUCACACGACAUGAGACGCAAAGAUUUACAGAUCAAAGACCUUCAAAGCCGCUUAGACACCGGCGACGGCUUUCUGGAGCGUCCAACAUCCCAAAUGUCGUAUCUGGAGCACUUCUUGAAGGAGACCUCUUCGGCCACGGGCGGUAACAUGGGUGGCGGCAACGGUAGCGCAGCGGCAGCGGCGGCGGCGGCGGUCGCGGCUUUGCGCCACGGGAGCAUUGAUAGCGCCGACGGUGACGUCGAGGACAAUCGCGCCCCCAGCAUCACCAGCAGCAAGAGUAACUUGUCCGAGCUCAGCAUUGAUCCGACAUCGCCAUUGUCGCACGACAUGUUGAACAAGUCAUCGGUGUCGGACAACUAUGCGAAUCUUCAACACAAACCGAAGGCCCAUCAAUUCAUCGUGCGCACCUUCACCGGCCCCACCAAAUGCAAUCAUUGCACGUCUCUCAUGGUCGGUGUCAUUCGCCAAGGCGUCGUUUGCGAGACUUGCGGUUUCGCUUGUCACGUCCAGUGCUGCGAGAAGGUGCCAUCGGUCUGUCCAGUUCCUCACGAUCAGACAAAACGACCGCUUGGCAUCGAUCCAACGCGCGGCAUCGGCACAGCGUACGAGGGCUACGUGAAGGUGCCGAAAAUGGGUGGCGUCAAGAAGGGCUGGGUUAGGCAGUUCGUCGUCGUGUGCGACUUCAAGCUCUUCCUCUACGACAUUUCCGAUCGCAAUGCCAUGCCAUCGGUCUACGUGUCGCAAGUGCUCGACAUGCGAGACGAGGAGUUCAGCGUCAGUUCCGUGCGCGACUCCGACGUUAUACACGCUACGAAAAAAGACAUUCCCUGCAUAUUUAGGAUAACAACGUCAUUGUUGGAACCACCUGGUGUGCGAAAUCACACGUUAAUGCUUGCCGAUACCGAAAGUGAAAAAGCUAAAUGGGUAGUGGCCCUCAGUGAACUACAUCGAAUAUUGAAAAGGAAUAAUCUACCUAAUACAACCAUAUUCCGAGCGAAAGAAUUGUUGGACAAUACACUGUCGCUAAUUGUCAUUAAAAACGUCAUGUCUGGAGCUGUUAUUGAUCCGGAUCGUCUAGUCAUUGGCAGCGAAGAAGGUUUAUUUUGCCUGGAUUUAGAUCGAAGUGAAAUUGCAAGAGUGGGCGAAGGUAAAAAAAUUCAUCAACUUGAAUACGUGACGGAGGAACAGUUAAUAGUGGUGCUAAGCGGCAAACAGCGUCAUGUGCGCCUCGUGCCUGUGCGUGCUCUCGAUGGUGAUGAGGUCGAAUGGAUCAAAGUGGCCGAAACCAAAGGUUGCAUCGCACUCACGACCGGUGUCAUGCGGCGAAAUCCUGUGACAUAUUGUUUGUGCGUAGCUAUAAAAAAACAGAUUGCUUCUCAGGUCAUAAUUUAUGAAAUAACGCGCACGAAGGCACGCCACAAGCGUUUACGAGAACUGAUGCUACCUUGCCAAGCUCAAACACUGCAAAUUUUACCCGAAGGACGCCUCUGUGUUGGCUAUGCUUCAGGCUUUUCCAUUUACAGCAUUCAUGGGGAACAUCAUCCUAUUUCUCUAGUACACCCAGAAAAUGGUAGUCUAUUGAAUCUGAUGACUUUCAAUGCAUUGGAUGCAUUCAGAUGUAUCGAAUUACUGAAUGGAGAGUAUUUACUAUCUUUCUAUUCACUGGCUGUAUACGUUGAUGCUCAAGGCAGAAAGAGCCGCGAUCGCGAAAUCAUGUACACAGCUUAUCCCACGGCAGUCAGCUUUUGUGAAGGAUAUUUAAUGGUCUACAGUGAUACGCACAUCGAUGUAUUCGACUGUCAAUCUGGUGAUUGGCUGCAGACGCUAAACGUUAAGAAGGCCAAGCCAUUAAAUCCGUCUGGUUCCCUUACUAGUUGCGUGAUCAACGACAUGCCACAUGUUAUUUAUUUAGGUAAUAUACGGCAGCGAGAAAUGUUAAAUUUGGGAGGAACUUUAGACCCAAGCGGUAGACCAAUAACUCGACCACGAAGAAGAUUCUCGCUUCGAGAGGGCAAUCGAGCUGCUCGUCCGACGGAUCGACGUUCUAAAAUGAUAUCUGCACCAACGAAUUUUAAUCAUAUCACACACAUGGGCCCUGGGAACGGAAUUCAAAUCCAGCGUUUAUUAGACUUGCCAACUACUUUAGAAACAGCUGAUCAGCAGCAAUAUACAACAACACAUGCAAGUGGGCAUUUCCACACUAGUCCUCAACAACCUCAGCCUGUAUCUCAAACACAGCCCCAGCCACAACAACGAAUUUACGGCACAACAGUAACACCUCCAAAUAAGCCAGCACCACUGCCACCGAGACAUCCACCAUCAGAUACCAGACGAUUAAGUUCGCACAUGACCCGAAAUCCUGGUUAUUCGCCCCAUAAUGGUUCUUCCGCGCCAAGAAGAGGACCAGCACCACCAAGACCUACGGCUACCCCACCGUCUCUACCCCGUACCCCAGUCGACCAAGUCGAUUCAGAUUCCACUCACGUGCGAUCCCAUACACCUCACUCGAUUGGUAGUAUUGCUUCGCUUCAAGACAAGGAGCAUGUAUCAGGAGGUAGCCCGCGACACUCGAUUGCCUCAAACAACAGUUCCAAUCCAUCUACGCCACCAAGUCCUGCUCAUGAUCAUGGAUCCUCAUCAUACGACUCAUAAACAACGAGCAAUAGAAGAUAAAUGUUCAUUUUGGUUGAUGGCCUAUGAAGUCUCCGAUACAUAAGACUUCUGCAUAAGCAUAAUGCUCUGCGUUUUCAUAAUACAUUCAAAUCGGUAUUGAGACGCAGAUCGAUUAUCUUGGAAACAAACUUACUAUAAUAUGAUUAUACUGGUAGUACUGUUUUCCCUUGAAGAUUUACAACAUGUACAUACGUUUGCAUAUAUGUAUGCAUUAUUAUAUAUACGUUAUAAACACAAAUCUCUUUUACCCGGAAAAGUUACCGUUGAAGAGGAUACAUUUUUGACCUUAUAUGUACAGUCUUGAUACAUAUUUUUUAAUUAUAGAGUAUAUAUAAUACCAGCGAUGGGUAGUAAGAAUUUGAAUGAAUUUUUCAGAGCGAACGAAAUGAUUUUUAUCAUAAAAGAUGCCUGUGUAUAGUUCAGUUAUUGAUAUGCAUAAUAAUAUUAUAAUAAUAAAAUUAUUAAAAUACGCUCUGGCAUGAGACGAUUGACUUAUGAAUGAAAAAAUUUGUAAACGGCUUUUCAUCAUAAAACACGCGCAUGAGUGUUGAGUUUUCACAAAUGCACUUAAUUAAAUUUUUCAAAACGCAUUAAAUGUGUCUUGAAAAAUUUGAUUUAGUUAAUAUAAAAAAAAAAGAGAAAUAGAAUUUUUUUAUAGAUGUUUUCAUAUUUUUCUUUUUUAAGCACUCAAACAAACAAAAAUAUCGGAGGUACUGAUGCAGCGAAAAUAAUUGAACAUUGUGUUCAUGCAUAAGGUGUAGUGUUCACUUAGUGCAGUAAAUUUUAGAAAAAUUAUUAGAUUAGUAUUUCAUCGAUCUUUUGCGAUUUUUUCGUAAAAAUUUUUAGCACAUUUUUAUUAGUGAAUUAAUUCAUUUAAUUUCACUUUCAAAUGAGAGAAGAAUAUCUUUAAUUUAAGAUAUUGAACUUGUUUUGCGACCUUUUAUUCAGAAAUAGUAUUAUUUAUUGUGUGUUUAAAAUUAUUUCAAGCGUGUAUAUUACUUGAAGAAUAUUUUUUUCUAUGUCAUUUUUGCAUCUAGUUUAAGAAAAUUUAAAUUAUACUUAUAAUUAUUAUGUGACGUAACUUCACUAUAAUCAUUGUACAUAGAAUAAUGUUAUGAAGAAUCAGUUGCGAUAUUAACGAGUAAAAUUUUAUGGUAUUGUAACAGUCGCCAUGUAUACAUCCUUGUUUUGAGUACUUCAACUAUGAAUAGAUCAUUACUUAUAUGUAUCGAUAAAAAUCAUUUAAAAAACAUAAUAUCGAAAUGCCUAUCAGAUAAUAAUAAUAUUAAUAAAUAGAAAAAAUGACAAAAAAGUCAUGAAAUAUAGCAAUAAAUUUACUAUGGUACUUGAAUUAUUCAGCUGGUUUUUGGAUUUUGCGUUGAGAGAAAAAGUAAUUGUAUGAAACGAUAAAAAAUUGCUAUGUUGAAAAGUUUUAUAGAAAAAUUGUACAUUUAAUGAACGCGUAAAUAGAUGUACUAAAAAUAUUAGUCAUAAACUAUUCGUAUGCAUGUAAACAAGAGUGAAUAUACAAAAGACUAUUUCUAUUGCGAUGUGUUAAAAAAAUGUCGUAUCAGUCAAAAUUUGCGUGUGUUUCAUGCUUAUACAAUUUAGUCUGUUUGAAUUGUGCAAUUUCUGAAAAGCUUCUGAGGCUGACAAUAUAUACAUGACAAAUAAUAUAAAAAAGAGGAAAAUUUAUCAUA
Messenger RNA from Trichogramma pretiosum, 8053 nucleotides. RefSeq names its product serine/threonine-protein kinase Genghis Khan (gene gek). Gene Ontology annotation, molecular function: protein serine/threonine kinase activity; ATP binding. Lineage: Eukaryota; Metazoa; Arthropoda; Insecta; Hymenoptera; Trichogrammatidae. Bases 810 to 6332 code for a protein of 1840 amino acids. Gene Ontology annotation, biological process: actomyosin structure organization; peptidyl-threonine phosphorylation. Gene Ontology annotation, cellular component: cytoskeleton; cytoplasm. The record is from RefSeq and is a predicted model, not a curated record. The transcript has 24 exons.